Messenger RNA from Porites lobata, 5984 nucleotides. NCBI's taxonomy places the organism in Eukaryota, Metazoa, Cnidaria, Anthozoa, Scleractinia, Poritidae. The record is from the annotation of a GenBank genome assembly.
AUGUUAUCUGCAGUUGAUAAUCAAAGGUCAAGAACCCGCCGAUCACAACCAGGUAGAGCUAAAUCGAAGAUUACCGUUGAAACAGUCAGAAAAGAGAUAAACAAGACUUUAAAUUCUUUGAUGCGCACGCCACAGGCAUUUUGUUCACCCAAAGAAAAAGUCUGCAUGCAAGGUCCGCCGGGAAUACAAGGACCUAAAGGAUCACGUGGUAGAAGAGGACCGCGGGGAUUCACGGGAAAGAAAGGACCACGAGGUGACACAGGGAUCCCAGGGCUGCACGGAAAACAGGGACCCACUGGACCACCUGGUGAAAAAGGAAAAGAGGGAGAACGAGGUGCUCCGGGGCCUCGGGGAUUCCCCGGUGCAAAAGGAGAUCCUGGAGAAUCAAUUUCACUUCCAUCAGUCGUGAUUACUCCUAAUCAUCAAACGGUCAGAGAAAACCAGAACGCAUUGCUCCAGUGUUCUGCAACUGGAAACCCAGGACCGUCCGUGACUUGGUAUCGUUCAAAUGGGUCGAGUUUACCUAGUCAUUUCCGUUACCAACCGGAUGGAAAGUUAAUAGGAACUCGCGUGACUCUAUCAGAUGCUGGGAAAUACAUUUGCGUUGGUAGAAAUUUGCUUGGGUCAACGAAUCAGUCAGCUAUGUUGGCCAUUGAAGGUAAAUACAUGUGAAGUUUUAAUUUGUAUAAAAAAAAAUAAAAAAUAAGGAGUGUUUAAUAAAAAAAUAAAUAAAAUAAAUGAAUAAAAAUAAAUAAAAUAAAAUAAAUAAAUAAUAAAUAAAAAAUGUCUUUCUGUAAACCAUUUAUUUUCGUCUUUGUUGUGUAGAAGUAUCAUUACCAAAGUAUAAUGCCCUGCUUGUUAUAAUAGAUAACACUGAUACGAUCCAACUCCAGUUGAUUCAAUUGGACCCUUACCUUUCAUAACAAAGCGCUCUUGAAUUGACCAAAGGACGACCCUAUGUUUCUGUUUCUGAAGCUCUAAAGACUAAGGCACAAGCCAUGCGUUCCGUGGUGGGACGUUGAGAGGUGUGGGAGCCCCUAUCUAAUAAUAAUUUGCAAUGGGCCAUUUGCACGAUGACAUCAUGGGUUUUCCUGUCUUGUGCAAAUUACGGCUUUUGUCAUUUAAAUAUCGCUGGGUUUACCAAAUUUAAAUAUGAAAAGAAAAACGCAAAGGAUUCUGGUUGAAGUAGUAAAAUGACGCCAUCGUGACGCCAUCUACUAUUCUUGGGUUGCACGUGACGUCACCAAAAAUCAAACUAAGAAACUAUCGAUUCUUCUGAGUUUCUACUUUCACGAGGUAUUACAGUACCUAAACACCUUUACAUAAAAAAAUUUUUGGUUCGAAAGGGUUCUUCGUUUUGCGAGAGAGGACGCUUGAAUUUCCAGGCUUUUGCGUGACGCGGCAUUUAGCUGGCGGCCGGGAAAGCUCUUACGUGGGUUAAAAACAUAACCGAUUUUGGGAGAUUUUGCAAUCUAAACAUUCCUUGUCUCAGAAUAAAUAUUACUGUAAUCUGUAUGAGUUCCUCAAGCGAAGAAUUCACGUAUUAGUAGGAAAACUCGAAAACAGAUGUUUCUGUUGGUAUCCGGCGGCCAUAUUGGUGUUCCUGAAAGGGACACCAACAUGGCGUUUCCAUACAAAGCUUUAUAAAUUUUGGUAAACCGUUUUUCCCAAUAUCUCGCAUUUUAAAUAUUUCACAGACCUGAUUCUUGGCAAGGGUUUUUGUAUAUUUAUCUUUUUUCAUUUCCCAGAUUCUAGUCCUUCUGUAUUGAAUGGUUUGCAUUUUUAUUUUUCAUUGCGUGACAGUGCAAGCCAAGAAUAAGGUCUACAAGAAUGUAUCGUUUUGAGUGUUAUUUUUUGAUACGGGUUAAUAUGACUCACUAGGUUUGAAUUCGCAUAACUUCCGAUUAUUGCAAGCUAACGUACCAAGCAAUGAUAUUUUCAUUUGUUGCUAAGACGUUACAAUUCUUUAUUUUAGCUCCUCCUCGAAUUCAACUCGAUCCAGGUCCCACUCAUGUUAAAACAGGGCUAACCGUAAGGCUUCCUAAAUGCUACGUAACAGGAUUUCCUACAGCGGAUGUGACAUGGAGAAGAGUUAAAGGCGUUCUUCCAGGGAACAGGGUCGUUUUAAACAAGGGUACGUUAUCGUUGAUCGCCGCUGAGAAAAAUGAUGCUGGAAUCUAUGAAUGCACAGCGAGGAACCGUCUAGGCCAUGAGUCUUCUUUAACCUCGCUGUUUGUAUGGUCUCCUCCCUCGUUCGUCACGAAGCCUCCUAGCAAAGUUAAUAAAGUUACAGGCGAAGAGUUGACCUUGCGUUGUUCUGCCUCUGAUCGAGCCUCUCUUUCGUGGAAACGUGUCGGUGGAGCCUGGGAAGGAGAACGUAUGAAUGACCGAAAUGGAACAUUGACGAUUACCUCUCUUAAAAAAUCUGAUUCUGGUUCUUACGUCUGUGAAGCUAAGCUACCACUUAAUAACAUAGACGCGACGACUGUCUUGAGAGUAACAGGUCAGUAACUGAGAUGUGCCGUAUAAAAAAGUGAUUGUUAUCUAUACCCGUAAGUAAGGAAUGUUUGGGUCGGUUGGCAUGUCAUAUCUUUUCAUUUAAUCGAGUACGCGGAAAAGUGAUUUUGUAUCUUAUACCCCAAAAUAAAUUUCUCAAUGCUUGGAGGAUAGCAAUUCCCCCUCCUUGCUACAUUGCGUCAACAAACUUAAUCUUUUUAUCUUCUUUUUAACUCUACAACUCAAAAACCAAUUCUACAGGGCGAUAUUUGACUUGAAAACUAUACAUAGAGGGAACUUUUUUUCCAUGCCUCCUGAAAGUUGAUAUUGCUAAAGAAUAGGUACCUUAACUUGGGCAGAUAAGUCACCAUUUAUCAAUACUCUUUGACGUCUGUCAGCAAGAUAUGAUCGGAACCAAGGCAGUGAUCUUGAAGACAAACCUAGAGACUCUAACUUUCCCAGGAGACUUUUAUGAUUCGCAGAAUCAAAUGCACGUGGUAAAGUUCUUACAAUUUGAGACUGACAAUAGUGCGCUGUUUACUACCGUAAUCACGGCGGCUCUGAUUGUCGCGCCAUCACAAUCGGAGUCCCACAGGGGAGCAUUUUGGGCCCUUUGCUAUUCAACAGUUGUGUUAACAGCUUGCCAAAUGCAGUUAAAAUCGCUCGUGUGAUUCUGUAUCAUCCGAAGCACUCAAUUCCCUUCAAUGGAUCCCUCUGGCUGGACGACGUUUCGCGGGAAAUACCAGAGCACCUAGAGACUUUUAAAAUAACCUUACAUAACACAAGAAACAAUUACUUACCUAGAAUUCCAAGCCCGAAAACGGAAUGGGGAAAAAGAACAACUUACUAUAGGUACAUUAGUACGGUGGCCCAGAAGGAUCAACAUGCAAAUUAAAAAUGUUGCUGCAACCUAAAAAUAGUACAUGCAAAUUAAAAAUUGUACAUGCAAACUAAAAAUUGUGCUGCAAAUUGAAAAUAGAAAACAUAUCGAUGCAAAGAAAAAAAUGAAAAGUCCUGCGCGUGCAGUAUGAGUGAUGAGGACUUGGUCCGAGCCGUGCGACCUGGCCUGACAGCCGUCGGCCCAUUCAUGUUUCAUGUUUUUAAUAGUUUUAGUUUGCAUGUACAAUUUUUAAUUUGCACGUCCUAUUUUUAAUUUGCAGCAACAUUUUUAAUUUGCAGGUAAAAUUUUUAGUUUGCAGCAACAUUUUUAAUUUGCAGGUAAAAUUUUUAGUUUGCAGCAACAUUUUUAAUUUGCAUGUGUGGCCCUUCUGGGCCACGCGUACAUUAGCGACUGGUCAACUCUUCCGAAUUUUCUAAGGAAACCUGUUGCUUGCAAAUUUUUACAGUCAAACCAGGUCAAGCGUUCCCGUCGCUAACGAACUAAUGAAUUGAUUCACGGAAAAAUGAUUUCGUUUGUUGAUUCAAUAAUCCAUUCAUAAAAUGAACAAUCCAAUAGUCAUAUUUAGCCUCGAUUCCAUAAUCGAAUGUUGAUUCGAUUUCUGUUUUUUGAAAAAUUACACUUUCCACAAGUUGACCUCAGAAUUUUGUUUUUUGCUCUUUUUUUUUCUGAGAGUCGAGUGCUGGCGAGUUCUGAAGUUCAAACCCAAACAAACUGUUACAUGUACGCCAGUUUGCUGCCAAUAAUCAGUGCAACAGACCUAGGCCUGACCUCUUAGGAAACACGACGGUCAAACUGAGGUCAGUGUAUGUGCGGUGAUUGGUGGAUUUCGAUCCUCGGCCUUUGUCAGUUUCUUUGCGUUUGCGGUCUGUCUAUUCUAACUGUUAUUUUGAUUAAAGGCAAUGAAAAACGCAAUCGUAAACGGCAGGAAAAGGGAAGCAAAUACGAUUGAACACUACAGACAAGAAUAAAGAACAGGUAGAUUUUGUUCAUAAACCAAAUCAACAUUUGAUUAUUGAAUCGAGGUACAAUUUGACCGUUGGAUUAUUCAUUUUAUUAAUGGAUUAUUGAAUCAACAAACGAAAUCAUUUUUCCAUUAAUGAAUUCAUUAGUUUGUUAGCGACGGGAACGCUUGACCUGGUUUGACUGUAAACGGGACGGUGGGACCUAAAAAAGUUUUUAAGAGCCAAAUAUUGUUGUUUGUAAAUUUUAAUUUUAUCCUUUUAGUCGUUAGCCUUUGUUUUUUCGAUAGUUAAAUCUUUUAGUCUGAUUGUAUUUUUAUUACUUUUUCCCUUUUUUAGUUGUCUAGCCUUUUUAGCCUUUAGAUUUGAUUGACAUGUUAUUAGUAGUUUUAAUAUUAUUUAAUCUUAGUCAGAGGUCCUCCCUGAAAACCAUUUUAUGUGAUUUGAGUUUCCUCUAUAAAGAUUAUUUUAUUAUUAUUAUUAUUAUUAUUAUUGGCAGUGGAGUAAGAUAAAUUGUGGAGUAUCAAAUUUUCACUUUUAUUGCCUUAGAAACUUGACGACUAGACCUAAAAAUAUAAGAAGUAUUUAGAAACUGAUCGAUUUUGAGACCACUAACGCAAAAUCAAAGUCGGCAUAACCUGCAUGCAUAGCCAGCGUUUCUGCGCUGACAGAGAGCGGAAACGCUUGCUAAGCAGGCUAAAACUUACAAAAGUGAUAAUUAUCAAUUUACAGAUCCUCCCUUCAACUUUACAACAAACGGACGUAAAGGACGCCAGGGAAGUAUUCAGAAGUUCACAGUUCCAAUAACUGCCCGUUAUUUGAUAAAGGCUUGGGGUGCUCGUGGAGGAACACAUUCCACUAAUUAUGGAAGCUAUCCUGGAACCUACUACGGUGGAAAGGGUGCAUUCAAGGAGGGGAUAUUCACACUGAAUAAAGGAACUGUACUGAACAUUGUAGUAGGGCAAAGGGGAGGAGAUUCAGUAGAGGUUAAAGGAGGGCAAUCGACUAGCAGAACGGCAGCUGAGCUAGGGCUGUCUGUAGAGGACAAUGCUGGGACAGGGGGAGGGGGAGGAAGUUUUGUUUAUACAUCCGUUAAUUCACUUUUGUUAGCUGCCGGAGGGGGAGGGGGUGCACAUGCAGGAUACAACGGGGUAGAUGGUCAGGCGGGUACUAGUGGUACCAGUAGUGUGGGGAAAGACUCGUCGCGUGUUCGAAGGGGAGGGACUGGGGGACAACCGGGUCAGUGUAAUUCAGAAGGUGGUAGCUACCACGGGGGAGUGGGUGCAGGUUGGUUAAGUCAGGGAUGUGUCAGAAAAGGAUCCAAACACGGAGAGAGAGGUGGAUCUCGCGCUCAGGGCUGGGUGGGAGGGAGAGCCGGUGGAAUGAAUAGUGGUUAUAAUGGAGGACCACCCCCUGGUGCGGUAGGAGGUUUUGGUGGUGGGGGUGGUGGGUCUGAGGAUAACGGUGCAUCGGGCGGAGGAGGAGGAUACUCUGGUGGAGGAAGCGGUACUAGAAAUCAGGCUGGGGGUGGUGGGGGCUCGUAUUGCAGUGGUUCGAGUUGUUCUGGCGCUACUGGUGGGAACCUAAAGGAUGAUGGAUUUGUACGAAUUAUCGCGUUAUCGAACUAA